This is a messenger RNA of Nelumbo nucifera (sacred lotus), 1505 nucleotides long. RefSeq lists its product as uncharacterized. The record is from RefSeq and is a predicted model, not a curated record. NCBI's taxonomy places the organism in Eukaryota, Viridiplantae, Streptophyta, Magnoliopsida, Proteales, Nelumbonaceae.
AGCUAUUAUAGAAUAAUAUAUUUGAGGAGGUUUUCUUUUUAUUAUAUUUAAAUUAAAAUAUUUUUGCUUCUUGUGCUGAACCUGUCCCAAGCAUCUCUUCCACAUACCUCGAAUCAUAUUGGCCAAGGCACUGGGAUUUGUUUGGCAUGCCUCAUUCCCUAAUACAAUAAUAUUUUCCUCUCACUGUGAAAAGAGAGAAUCUUAAAUUCUUCUCUGGUUUUUAUUUCAUCUUAUUCUAUGUUCGCAGUGUAUAUACUUAAUUCGUUCGGAAUGCCAAGCUAAGACUAAGAGGGUGUGUGUUAGCUUGUUUCCUCAAAGCUAGCUGUGGUUGGAGAGGAGUGGGUGCAAGCACAUAAAUAGUCGUGUUGCUCUCCCCCCCUGAAGGAGUUUGAAUUUCUUUUCCUUCUUUCUUUCUUUCUUCCUUCUUCUUCCUCCUCGGAAUACCAAGGUGUUCGAUCUCUACUUAUCAGCUCAUCACCAGACUCCACAGGUACAGGAAGAGGCAAUAAGGCGAUAUGUUUUGACAUCUUAUAAAUAUUCAAGAUGCAAAUCUGAAGAAUAGAACCCGAUCCGAAAUCUGAACAGAAACAUCUCCGAGUUGUUAAUUUUGAUUUUUCUUGUGAAGAUCACCAUCAGAGAAAGAAAGGAGGAAGAACAAAAAGGCAAACUGCAGCUCAGAUGGAGAGAAUUCUGAAGCCUUAUGAUAAGGAAUCCAUGAAAAUGGCCAUGCUAAAGCAUGAAAAGACAUUCAAAGAGCAGCUAUAUGAACUUCAUCGUCUAUACCAAAUUCAGAAGAUGCUAAUGAACAACAUGAAAGGCAGUACUGGACCAGAUAGGUGUGUUCCAAAUGGAUGGAACUUAGAGAAGGAUAUCAGUUUCAGCCAGGCUAAUUGUACUUACAGAGAACAGCAGAAGCCACGAAGGAGACUUGACCUGGAACAGCCAGCCGAAGACUGCAAUGCGGACGAAGGUGGAGAUGGAGUGCUGGAGAUAGAGGACGAGAGCGAUAUUGAGCUAACACUGGGGCCCGCAAUUUACAGACGAAGAAAAAAAGAUGAAACACCACUAACUUCAGAUUCUGGACCAAGUUUUUCUUCGUCGUCCACUGAAUCUGGCCAUAUGAAGACAAAUACCGGGGCCCAUAACAGGAUUGAUACAAGGGAAGAGUUAGGAGGCCAUAACUGGGGGCUCAUUCAGGUUCCUGACAUGCAAUCGGGUUUCCAGAGUGAAAGGAAGAACACUUUUGAUGUUGAAGAACAAUUGAGACAAGAGACACUAAACCGGCCUCCUUGGCUUUACCAUGUUUUCAGUCUGAACCUGACUUAGACUAGCUUCCGAACUUUUAAACUGCUUCUGAUCUGAUUGACUAAUCCUUGAUGGCUGUUUGUGUUAACUUUUUCUCUUAGUUUUCAGUAUAGUGGAUGAUGAAGUUUAUAAAGAACUAAACAAGCAGGAUAUAGUUACAGAUAUAUUCCAAUUAGAUUCAGUUCUGGAAAUCCCAAAUA